AUCGCGGCUUGCCAGCAGGAGGCGCAGCACAAAACAUGGCUGCUUCCUUGUCGCUUGUUGUGCUCUAUCCGAACGGCCACCGGCAGGUUUUCCAGGUCAACUCAAACACCAGCAUAUUCCAGAUUCUGGAAGAUGCCUGCAAGAAGCAGCGACUGGACCCGGCGGAAUACGAUCUGUACCACCACGAGCGCCCCCUGUCGCACAGCCUGCCGGUGUCGUUCACCAACCUGCCCAACCAUGCCGAGCUGGAGCUGCGCGCUGCCGCCCGGGUCCAGCGGCGGACCGCGACCGCCUCCAGCGCGGUGGACAUCUGCCUGCAGCUCGAGUCCGGCGAGCGGCUCAUGGCCCAGUUCCCGGCCUCGGCGUCGCUACUCGACGUCGUCUCCCGCUGGCCCGACAAGAUUGAUGUCCAAGACACAGCCCAGAAAAUGGACUUGGUUUGUGUCUACAUGAGAAAAGAGAUUGUCGGCAUCGAGCAGCUGCGUGAGACAACUUUGCAGAACCUUGGCCUUACAAGUGGCAGGGCUGCCAUCAGGCUUCUCCACAGGCCCAAAGGCUGCGUCGUGCAGCAGGCCCACGUAAGCCGGCACUUUGUGGUGCCAUUCAAGAAGGAGGAGGACCUGCCCGCUGCUCGGAGUGUGAGCCCGACCUGGACGACACGGCCCACAUCACCAAAGCAGGCUCGGGCCACAACACCCUGUAGUGACAUGGCCACCUCGCCAACGCGGCCGAGUUCAGCGCCACCACAGGAUGUUGACAUGGCGUCCCCCACUUCCGGCCAGUCUCCAGUUCGUGGUGACAAUGCUGCAGACCACAAGGUUCGAUUUAGCCCUCCGCCAGCCUCAACAAAGACAGCAGCCCAAACCGUGCGUGAAGAAGACAUCAAAUAUAUUGGUGAGCGAAAGGCAGUACUUUUCAACCUGGAACAUUGCCCUCCACUUGUACCGGAGGACCUUGGGGACAGUUUCUACGAAGUCACUAUAGAAGAUGCGAAGUACCUUUUUGCAGACUAUAAGAGGCAAAGGGAAGCGUUGGAAAACCGUCCUCUGGAGACCAAACAACUGCGUGAACAGCGGUACGAGCGCCUGGCAAAGCACUACCCCGUCGUCCUCAUCAGGAUCUACUUCCCGGACCGGUUUGUGCUUCAGGGAACAUUCUUGGCUGAGGAACGAGUGUCUGACGUACUACAGUUUGUACGGGGCUUUCUCAGAGAUGGCAACAUGGACUUCCACCUUUACACGUCUCCCCCGAAACACGUUCUGGAUCCACAGGAAACUCUGGCAGAGGCAAAUUUGGUUCCUGCGUCAGUGGUCCACUUUGGCGGUGUGAUGACCCCAGGGGUUCCGCUUCUUCGGGACGACAUCCUGGGCAUGGUCUCAACUCCGGGUGGAGCCACAGCGGCAGCCACACGCCUCAGGUCAGAUCUCAAACUUGACGUGCGUAGCCAAACUACUGCCACAGUACCACGGCAGCGGUCGCCAGACAACCGUUCUUCCAGUGCCCGGUCUCCACCAAAGUCUUCACCAAAGUCUCCAACGAGGUCGCCCACAAAGUCGCCCACAAAGUCUCCCCCGAAAUCGCCUCCAGGGUCGCAGAAGAAGUUUGCAGCAAAAGAUGACCAGCCCAAAACGCCCAAGUGGUUUAUCAUGGGGAAGAAAUAGAAAUUCCAGUUUUGUCAAGCGAUGCAUCUUGAUAAUGAAGAAAGGGUCCUGCUGAAAGAAAGUUUACUUUAUCGCACGUUUUUGUACAAUUGUGUGUGUGCUUCAAGUUUCCAGCGCAGAAUGGCACUUUAGCAGAUAUGCAUGCUAAAGUGAUGUUGUGAAGUAGAGUGCACCAAACAAUGAUUGAAGAAGCUCCAAAAAAAAAUAAAAAAUCGAUGAUA
Dermacentor andersoni is the source of this 1882-nucleotide messenger RNA. RefSeq names its product tether containing UBX domain for GLUT4. Gene Ontology annotation, cellular component: nucleus; vesicle membrane; cytoplasm. Gene Ontology annotation, molecular function: protein binding. Lineage: Eukaryota; Metazoa; Arthropoda; Arachnida; Ixodida; Ixodidae. Gene Ontology annotation, biological process: glucose homeostasis; intracellular protein transport. The record is from RefSeq and is a predicted model, not a curated record.